This is a messenger RNA of Prunus mume (Japanese apricot), 871 nucleotides long. Its product is annotated as V-type proton ATPase 16 kDa proteolipid subunit. Gene Ontology annotation, cellular component: proton-transporting V-type ATPase, V0 domain. The record is from RefSeq and is a predicted model, not a curated record. Gene Ontology annotation, molecular function: proton-transporting ATPase activity, rotational mechanism. NCBI's taxonomy places the organism in Eukaryota, Viridiplantae, Streptophyta, Magnoliopsida, Rosales, Rosaceae. Gene Ontology annotation, biological process: proton transmembrane transport.
CACUGAAGCUUCAGAGAAAGAGGCACCACACGCUGUCGUGACUCGUAAGCGACAAAACGCUCGUGUGAAUCCAAAUCAAUCCGUCUCUAAUCUCCGCGAUCAAAAUUUCCCAAAUCUGAGAGAGGCUGAAGCAAAUCGCUAAUCGGAAACCAAAAGCAAAGAAAAUGGCGUCAUCCACGUUCAGCGGCGACGAAACGGCUCCAUUCUUCGGCUUCCUCGGCGCGGCGGCCGCCCUAGUUUUCUCCUGUAUGGGAGCGGCGUACGGGACGGCGAAGAGCGGCGUGGGCGUGGCGUCGAUGGGGGUAAUGAGGCCGGAGCUAGUCAUGAAAUCGAUUGUUCCGGUGGUUAUGGCGGGAGUGUUGGGUAUCUAUGGUUUGAUCAUUGCUGUGAUUAUCAGCACGGGGAUUAACCCAAAGGCCAAAUCUUAUUACCUUUUCGAUGGCUAUGCCCACCUCUCCUCAGGCCUCGCUUGCGGCCUCGCCGGACUUUCCGCCGGCAUGGCCAUCGGAAUCGUCGGCGAUGCCGGUGUUAGGGCGAAUGCGCAACAGCCAAAGCUUUUUGUUGGAAUGAUUCUCAUUCUCAUCUUUGCUGAAGCUUUGGCUUUGUACGGUCUCAUUGUCGGCAUCAUCCUUUCAUCCCGAUCCGGACAAUCCAGAGCAGAUUAGAGAUGGCAUUCUUGCCAGCUUCGAAUGUGAAUGUUGUUGGCAUCUCAGUUACUCACAGGUUGGUGAUGCUCAUUCGCAGUGUGCAGUGUUGUGUCAAGUUAUUGGUCUUGCAUAGGAAGAUCCUUUUUCCGAUUGUAGAAUUUGAAGUGAAUUGUCUUUGAAAUAAAGUUUUUUUAGCUGGUUGUUCACCUGCUCCUUUUUCUACA